CCUCGCGCUGCCCCGCCGCGCUCUCCGCCUGUUGGCGCUAGCGGCGGGCGGGGCCGCAGCUCCCGGCGGGCCGUGCCGCGCCCCGCCCCGCUCGGGGCAGGUGGCCGGGCCGCAGCGGACGGCGCGGAGCCCGGCCAUGAUGCUGCGUCUGGCUGCUUUUACAGCACUGCUGCUGUUCUUCAGGGUCAGCCUGGAGCUGUCCUGGACCCAGGCCAUCCCCACUCUCUUCAUCUUCUACCUGGGAUCUGGCGGAUGGGACUUCUUCCUCAUAUUCAUCAAGACAAUACGAAGGGACGUCACCACUGGGCUGGUCCUGUUGCGGGUGAAGUGGCAGGUAUGGAAGCACGUGAAGGAGAAGAAUACAGUUGCCAAGAUCUUCCAGAAGACUGCAAGCAAGUAUCCAGAGAAGACAGCACUGAUCUUCCAAGGCACGGGCGAGAGCUGGACCUUCCGGCAGCUGGAUGAGUACUCCAACCAGGUGGCCAAUUUUUUCUACGGCCAAGGCUUCCGCUCUGGUGACGUGGUGGCUCUUUUCAUGGAGUCCCGCAAUCAGUACGUGGGGCUGUGGCUCGGCUUGGCCAAGAUUGGGGUGGAGACCGCCUUGGUGAAUUCCCACCUGCGCAUGGAGGCCUUGCUGCACUGCAUCACCAUCUCCAACUCCAAGGCUGUGGUUUUUGGGGUGGAGAUGAUGGAAGCAAUGCAGGAAGUGCAACCCUCCCUGGAGAAAUCUAUCCAUCUCUUCUGGUCUGGGGAAGGAAGCCUGAAGUCCACACUUCCUGGUGCGAAACACCUAGACCCACUUCUGCAGGUGGCCCAGCGUCACCAGCCAACACCCCCUGAUAAGGGCUUUCUUGAUAAACUCUUCUACAUCUACACCUCUGGCACGACGGGGCUGCCCAAGGCUGCCAUCGUGGUGAACUGCCGGUACUUCCGUAUGUCCAGCUUAGUGUUUUAUGGUUUCCGCAUGAGGCCUGACGAUGUGAUGUAUGACUGCCUCCCGCUCUACCACGCUGCAGGGAACAUCGUGGGGGUCGGGCAGUGCCUGCUGCAGGGCAUGACGAUUGUCAUCCGCAAGAAGUUCUCAGCCUCGCAGUUUUGGGAGGACUGUGUGAAAUACAACUGCACGAUUGUGCAGUACAUUGGGGAGAUCUGCCGCUACCUGCUGAACCAGCCAUACCAGGAGGUGGAGCGGCAGCACCGGGUGCGCAUGGCACUGGGCAACGGGCUACGUGCCUCCAUUUGGCGGGAGUUCAUGGCACGCUUUGGCAUCGCCCAAGUAGCUGAGUUCUACGGGGCCACUGAGUGCAACUGCAGCCUGGGAAACUUCGACAACAACGUGGGAUCAUGUGGCUUCAACAGCAGGAUUCUACCAGGCGUGUACCCCAUUGGCUUGGUGAAGGUGGAUGAAGACACCAUGGAGCUGAUACGGGGCUCGGAUGGUGUCUGUAUCCGCUGCAAACCAGGGGAACCAGGGCAGCUGGUGGGCCGCAUUGUCAAGAGCAACCCCUUGCAGCACUUUGAUGGCUACCUGAAUCAGUCAGCCACCAACAAGAAAAUCGCCAGGGACGUGUUUACAAAAGGAGAUGCUGCCUAUCUCACAGGGGAUGUCCUGGUGAUGGACAAAUACGGCUACAUGUACUUCCGGGACCGCACUGGGGACACAUUCCGCUGGAAGGGGGAGAACGUCUCCACCACAGAGGUGGAGGGGACACUGAGCCGCAUCCUCAACCUGACAGACGUGGUGGUUUAUGGGGUGGAGGUCCCAGGGAUCGAAGGGAAGGCAGGAAUGGCAGCCAUCGCUGACCCGGAAAACUCCUGUGACCUAGAACGCUUUGCCAAUGAGCUGAAAAAGGCCCUGCCGCUGUAUGCACGGCCCGUCUUCCUGAGAUUCCUGCACGAAGUCUCCAAGACAAGCACUUACAAGUUCCAGAAGAUGGAUCUGCGGAAGCAGGGCUUUGACCCUGCGCUGGUGAAAGACAAGUUGUACUUCUUGGACUCCAGGCAAGGCCGCUACCUGCCACUAGACCAGGCAGCAUUCAACAGGAUCCAGUCAGGAGAGCAGAAGCUGUGACUGGUGGGGCUCAAGCAAGGCACCUUCCUGAAUCCUGCCAGGAAGAGGGGAGCAAGGCAGGUGCUGGGGAAGAAAAGGUUCAAGGAGCAAUGUAAAGACACACUAAAGAUUUUAUUUGAUGAGUUUUACAGAUAAUGAUUUGGGGGGAAUGCAGAGGGGACCGAAGGGAGGGAGAUGGUUACAUACCAAAGCAUAGACUCAUUAUGGCUUUAUUUUCUACUUGGUACAGCAGUGGUGGUCGCAUGCCAUGGGAGGGGCAAGGCCCCAGCCAGUUGAGGAGGGGUGGGGGGCCCCUGCCAUUCCACUUUGCUUUUCCUGUCUUUCCCUUCAUUUUCCUGCCUGCAACAACCCUUCCUUGUGAAGGCCAUAAAGGGACCGGUGCUGGGCUCUUUCCCCACUCCUCCACCAAGCAGCCAGCUCCUCCUUGGCACAGGGUCCUUGCUGGCAGAGGGAAGCUGGGUGCCAGGCGCAGCCCCUGCUCCCUGCAUGGCCCUGCUGGUGUCAUCAUGUUUCUGCUGUGAAUCGGGAGCAGGGUAUUGCUGGACUCGGGAGAGGGACAGGGAUGCGUUUCUGCCAUACCUUGCUCUCUCCUGGGGAUGACAUUUUUAUUUUCCACAAUCACAUGCACAUUAUGUUAUAUUUUAUAUAUAUAUAUAUAUUAUACACGCUGACUUU
Molecule: messenger RNA, 2746 nt
Organism: Cuculus canorus (common cuckoo)
Lineage: Eukaryota; Metazoa; Chordata; Aves; Cuculiformes; Cuculidae
Gene: SLC27A4
Product: solute carrier family 27 member 4
Exons: 13
Coding region: 137-2071 (644 amino acids)
Biological process (GO): medium-chain fatty acid transport; long-chain fatty acid import into cell; very long-chain fatty acid catabolic process
Cellular component (GO): microvillus; plasma membrane; endoplasmic reticulum membrane
Molecular function (GO): long-chain fatty acid-CoA ligase activity; long-chain fatty acid transmembrane transporter activity
Source: RefSeq, a predicted model, not a curated record